AUGCCGCCCGGAGCUCCACGGCGCAGCGGGUCUCAGCCUGCACCUCCUCCGCCACCUCCUCCAGCUCCUCCACCUCCUCCUACUCCUGUGCCCCCCACCCUGCCCUCCCGUUUACACCCCUCUUGGAGCUCCUCGUUUCCCCCCAGGCCGGGCGGCGGAGUGAAGGGGAUCGCAGGAGCGCAGCUGGCGCGUGAGAGGGCCGCGCCCUGCCGGCUACCGACUUCCUGCCCGUGCGCGUGCCACUCCUACCCGCGGGAGCGCGCGGAGCAGGUCAGUGGUGCGGAGAACGGAGCCGGGCAGGCGCGUUCACAGAAGCGCAAGCACACGCACACACAGUUGUUUUCGUCCUCCAGGAAUGGCGUUCUUGUGGACUGCGGUGGGAUGCGACGUUCAAGAUGGCCUUUUCAUUCUCCUCAAGGUCUGUUCUAAAGGCCCCGAAGGCAGAAGAGGUUCCCUUGUUUUGCUUGGUGCCUAGAGAGACGAUGUCAUUGAAUCCAUGCGUACAGAACUCUGCGCACCGUCAGUGACUGAUCACUCCAUUCCCUCCGCGAAGCACUCCAGUGCCCUGAGUGGUUGAGGCCGUUGCAGUUGGAGCGAGCAGGGAAAAAAUAAUACCAAAGAUGUCUAAAAGCAGAGGCUAAAAGCGGCCUGAGCUAGCCGCCUGCUAAAAAAACAAAGCACUGCCCAGGGGACGAGCACAGGGUCGGGCAGCGUGGACCGGACUUGCCACAGCCGCGUCUCUCUGCGUUAGUGCUCCUGCCAAAUGGCUGUAAUUGAGGCCUAAAGUCCAGAGCCCUGAAUAACUCAAUGCAUCAAUGGCAGCCUGUGGGAGCUGCCCCCUCGCUUUCUCUUUCUGCCUCUAUACCUUCAGCACCACCUUCACUUUUU
Molecule: messenger RNA, 888 nt
Organism: Colossoma macropomum (tambaqui)
Lineage: Eukaryota; Metazoa; Chordata; Actinopteri; Characiformes; Serrasalmidae
Product: wiskott-Aldrich syndrome protein homolog
Exons: 4
Coding region: 1-429 (142 amino acids)
Source: RefSeq, a predicted model, not a curated record